GCCUCAUUCUUUUUUGUCGAAACGAGGCAAUCGUGCAUGUGUAUUCCAUUCAGUCAGUCAGAUUUGUCAAUUUGCCAAAUGUCAGCUUCCCUGGUGCGGAGGGCUCUAAACUUGUUCAAUGAUUUGGAAGAAGUUCGCGAGAACCAGAAAUCGAAGAAGAAAUGCAGGGAAAGACGCCCACAGGCGGGAUCAACUCUUCACGGCACGAAAAAACAACCCCUGAAACGUCAAGGCGCGGUGCGCCGGAAAGCAUUGCCCAGUGAAGAAAAGCGGACCCGAGCGAUCAUCGAGGAACUAAAGCAGGUGCAAGAGGCAGACCACACAGAGGAAAAUGUCAAGGCUCUCAAGAAGCUGUCACAGACCUGUAGUAGGGUUAUCAACAAGGCUGGCUUGCAUUCCAUGAUGCAGAAGGCAAAUGCCGAUGUGCCAAUGCAAGAUGACGACAGACCUACUGCUUUCACCGAUGAAGACUUUCGUCGUUUUGAGGAAGAAUACCACAUAUCUUAACAGAGUUGUCAUUAAAUGUUUUUGUUU
Molecule: messenger RNA, 534 nt
Organism: Rhipicephalus sanguineus (brown dog tick)
Lineage: Eukaryota; Metazoa; Arthropoda; Arachnida; Ixodida; Ixodidae
Product: active regulator of SIRT1-like
Exons: 4
Coding region: 37-507 (156 amino acids)
Cellular component (GO): nucleolus
Molecular function (GO): enzyme binding
Source: RefSeq, a predicted model, not a curated record